Purpureocillium takamizusanense is the source of this 2286-nucleotide messenger RNA. RefSeq lists its product as uncharacterized. The record is from RefSeq and is a predicted model, not a curated record. The transcript has 4 exons. The coding region runs from base 1 to 2286 and encodes 761 amino acids. Lineage: Eukaryota; Fungi; Ascomycota; Sordariomycetes; Hypocreales; Ophiocordycipitaceae.
AUGUUCUCCGAUGCCUUCUCUAGGAGCUUCAUCUCCUCAAACUUGCGACUGCUGAGGCCUCUCGUGCCCCCGUCUCGAACCUUUACAAGCUACAAGCAACCUAUUCCACGACCGAUUGCGUGUUGCACGGCGAAGAUGGACGACCUCGACCCAUCGCUGGGUCAUAUUGACCUGAACUCGAUGGAAGGAGUGCAGCCAGAUAUCGUCUCGCCAAUUCACGAAGGCAACGCACCGAUUCACGGCGGCAGUGGCGAUGAUGACGCCGACCCGAUGGGCGGGAUUGCUAUGAACAACAUCAACAGCUCGAAUGGUGCCAACGCUUUGAACAUUGCGGCUGCUGCAAACGGAGCAAGCGAGAUGGGCAAUUCUGAUGGCGAAAAUGACGAGAGCGGUCACGAGAACGCCCAAGACAGCGACAACGACGCCGAUGAAAGCAACCAAGUCCCUGAGAUCCACUCCGAGAUUGCCAGCGACUCGGAAAACGAAGCGCUUGGCCCUGGUUUGAACCAGUCUCAGAUCCAGGCGCUGGAGAGGAUCAAGGACAAGUCACGCCGCCGCCGGGAACUCCUCGUGACGUUCCACGAUCAGAACCAAGUGCUCGCAGGCACGAUCAGGGACCUCCGCAGAGAGAAGAGAGAGCUCCAAAAACAGCUGAACAAUUCAAAGCCCCGUCGUCGUACCCGGGAGACUUGGCGAACCCGUCUCCAUAGACUUCACAUAGGAAACCCACACCCGCUCUACGGUACCUACGAGGCGGUAUACAAACUAGCUUGUCGGGAAAGCAACACGGCCCCCCAUCCGCAGCGAGUGCACCCAGAUCUCGUUCUUGUUUCGCAGCAGCAGGCUCCCGUGAUACCAUCGACAGGCCCAUCGGCCUAUUACACGGGGCCAAAUCCUCUUCCUCUCGGUGUAAUUUCCCGCAUUCUGCGCUUCGCGUUGUACUUCCCAGGUGAGGUCGUUCAUGCGCUCUCGCGUCUGGACUCGGAAGAGGAGCCCCGAUCACAGCAACACGCCCGGGAGUAUUCCCUGCUGCAUCGCUUCCACGUGGGCGAUUCUGCCGUGAGCCUCACGUACAGCGCGGGUCCGAGACUGCAUCGCCUGCAGCACAUCGAGAUUCUGUGGACAGGCUCGCAGUGGCUGACAUAUCCCAUCGCCGAAGACGGACCAAAGAAAUUCACCUCGCGCCGCACUCGACCGCUGAUGCACUUCACGCAAAUGCCAAGGCUGAGGACCCUGGUGGUUCACCUGCAAGAGGGUGUCAGCGCUACCUUGGACAACCGUUCCAGGUAUACACGGCGCAACUACGAGCCGCGGCAGGUGAUGCGAUUCCUGCAAGCCAGGACAGCUGGACAGGAUAACAUCAGGCUCUCCCGGAAUCUACGCGGCCUGCAGGGGAUCGACAACAUCAGACUCCUUCGGGGCAUGGAGUCUGUGCAGUUUCUGGAUUGGGAUCGCUGGUUUGUGGAACGAGUGCGUGCGCCCGUCAAGGACCAGUCAUUCCAGGACGACAUCAACAGAGUUGUCCUGCUACCAAAGACGAGUCGAGAAGCAGCCAGGUCGGCUCUGAGGCGCUUGGCGCCUCUCAAUCGCCAUUGGAGUCCUUCUGAGGAACACUGGCAGCUGCUCCGCGCAGCUUGCCCAGGGCUGGGUCGAAGAUCGUGCGCCGUAGUGCCAGUCCGCCCAUCGCCAGCACCCACCUUGCGGUCAAACGGUACCUCGAUCAAUACCGCCAUCAUCCUGCCUGAUUCGUCAGACGACACCGAUUCCUCAGACGAGGAAAGCGAUGGCUCCAGCUCUCGUGGAAGCAACGGCAGUGGCUCCUCAAGUUCGGGGUCUAGUUCAGACGGUGACGAUUCCUCCGGCGGUAACACGCAUGGCGCUUCUAGCUCAGGCCCAAGCCUUUCAGGGACCGCCACCAGAACGCAUAGUGACGGGUCUAGCCCCAGUUAUGCUGUCAUGGUUGACUUGACUGGCGGCAGUGAUGAGGAAAUGGACGAUGCUCCCGGCAGCAGCCACGGAGUUGACGGAGACGGGGACGUGGACAUGCCUGACGCCAGGGACACCAGUCAAGGAGGACAAGAGGAGUCACUGUUCGUGCCCGAUCCUUCGUUUAGACAGGCUUCAGUGGCUUCGGGUCAUGCCAGAUCAUCGGGUGGACCUCAAGCGUUUGCUGGCUCCGUUAUCGGCAGUAGUAAUGGCAGCGGGGGGACUCACUCGGGCGAGAGCAGCCUGUUUGUCAGAUCGGAGUCCACAAUCGAUUUGACUGAAGACACCGACACUGAAUAG